This is a messenger RNA of Aplysia californica (California sea hare), 4014 nucleotides long. RefSeq lists its product as uncharacterized. NCBI's taxonomy places the organism in Eukaryota, Metazoa, Mollusca, Gastropoda, Aplysiida, Aplysiidae. The record is from RefSeq and is a predicted model, not a curated record.
AUGAAGGAAAUGCCCGAAGGCAAGAUGUGGGGGCAAAAGGGGCUAACGGUUGACAAAGGUCAGUGUGGACCCAUGACAUCAAGGUUUAAGUAUGACAGAGUGUAUAGCGACAGCUUGCAACCCCCACCCCAUGAGCCCCACCUUGAAAAAGACUUUUUGUUUGCCCCCAGUAACGGUGGUUUCCUGACUGCGGUGAACUGUAUCGAAAGGAUCAAGGCCCAGUGUGAACAUGACAAGAGUGACCCCGCCCACUACUUGCGCAGUAUGUUUGAUGCUGACAAGGUCCGUGAGGCUGUGAAGUACUUAUGUACUAAUGUUAAAGAUUCUUCGAGACAGCUGUAAACUGCUCUGUGGAAACAGUAAAGACAAAGUGCAGCCCAGCAGCAGCAGAUAUUGUGGGGACUGUGAUCCGAGGAUUGGAACCCCCGAGGUGUAGUCAAAUAACGUACAGCGUCAGCUCAGGAAGGAAGGGAGAAGAAGAUGAUGGGUCUGAAUCUUCGUCUAAUGGUUUUAAUAGAACUGCUCUUUUGAUGCCAAGCAUUCUCACGUUAAUAGCGUCGAAACUGUUAUUAAUUUUGUUAAUGUAUUGAUUAAGUGUAACAGUGAUCACUUUAGGGUUUUUCUUUUGUUUAUCUAGAAGAGACAUUAUUGCAUCUUGAGACUGUAAUGUGUACAAGACAUACACAUUAACUGAUAUGACUGGCAAUCUUCAUAAUGGUACACGUACAGUCUUGCUGACAUUGUCGUGAUUCUUAUUUCUCUAAAGCCUUAUAUCAUAAGUCACGAAACCAACACUGUGGAAGGCAAUAAUAUGUCAAGUUUGUAAGAACAUGAAAUUAAACGACAAAACAAGGUUAACAGCAUUGGAGAAACUUUGAAAGAGCACCUAUUAUUUUUUUUAAUUUAUUUAUAAAAUUGAUUUGCUCACUUGAGUGUAGCACUUUUUUAAAGAUAAAAGAUCUACACAUAUUAUUCAUUAGAGUUGCAGGGCCUUCUUUUGUGUAAGUGGAUGUUACCGUUAUGUCACAACACGCUGUGUCCUGACAGCUGAUACUGUCAGAAAUGUUUCUCACAUCUAAUGAUCAAGUCUAUUGACCUUUCUGCUUAUGACAGCAGGGGGUUUUUGUUUUUAUUUUGCUUUGUUUUGUUUUAAUUAAUUUUUUUUAGGGGGGGAGGAGGGGGUGAUUCUUUUUUGUUUUGUUUUGUUGUUUAGAUACUCUCUCAGAACCCCACCCAUGAUUUAAUUUGAGAUAGGGGUGAAAUUAUUGGUUCCACCUUGAUUUGUAACUGAUGCUAAAUUUGAGAAGCAGUGAUGAUACGGUAAUGCUAACAAAGUUAGAAAUGUGGGCCGAUUUGUCCGAGAUAAUAGAAUACAGUGUGCCUGAGUUUGGCAGAAGUGCGUAAUUAACAACUGAUUACACGUUCUCUAAAUAAUUUCUCAGUUCGGUGUUUUUAGAAAUCAGUUCUACACAUUAGCUGUGCUGGUGUGUUUUGAUGUGCUACAGGGAAACUGAAGUCGAAAGUUUUGCUCUACUUAAGAAACGAGUUUAAACACUUUUCAUGCAUCUUGAUGAUGCAGAGCUUGUACUAUGUUUCUGUGUUGUUGGUACUCCAAUUCUCAAAGUUAUUUAUUUAUUUGCUUCGCAUUUUGAUGUUGUAAUUAUUUGUACCAUUGUCAAUUCUGUUUAACUACUCGUGAUGAAAAUUAUGAAGAAGAAAAGUACAAAAUUACAGCGUCAACAAAUACUAGGCCCUUUAAUGUGUCCAAAACAAACCACAACCACAACAGUACGGUGCACUCAUGUGACAGCCCAGAACCAUUCCAGGAACAUUUACAUCUGUUUUCACUGAUCAUACUUCAAUGGUAUCACAAGUGAUCUAUGUUUCUAGUUACAGCCCCAUUUAAAUGACGAAUAUACAUUUGUUAACCUUAAUUUGAGGCUUGAAACUAGGGACAAGCUCGAUUAUAAUGCAGAAUAAAAUUUUGUUUAUCAAGGGAAAAACUAUAAUUUUUUUUUUUCUUCUUGAGAAAGUUGUGAUGUCUUUUUUGAAGAUAGCACAUGUGCUUUUUUUCCCAUGCCAUUCUGAAAAAUCUGAGGAUGGGCGUCAGUGGUGAAAGGAUUAAAAUCUUCACACUGCAUAGGUAAAUCCAAUUUUUGCAGUAAGGAUAGAUCUACUUUUUUUUUUCAAAUAUUUUCAUCUUUCUGUUGAAAGUAGCCCUCCUCAUGAAUUCUCAAAAUUGUGUUCAAGAGAGCCAAAACAGUAUACUGCACGUUUACAAAGUUUUACGGACCACAGUUUGUGACACCAUGACUUUUUUUUUUCUUCAUAAACCAUCAACGUAUGCGCUGUACGUUAAUACAUGUAUAUAGUUGUCAUGUUUCAUUGUCAUUGCGCGUACAUUAUUUUAUUCUGUCAAAAUAACAAGAACAACAACCAGCAUGAAUUUUUUGUUGAGAUAAAGAAGGGUUUAUUUAAAACAUUCAUGAAAUUUACAAUAGCCCUUUUUGAUCACUUCAUAAUUAUCACAAAGAUAUUUUAAUUGCUCUUCUUGUUGCUCAAAUUAGUAAUACACACGUAAAACGCUGUAGAAAUUACGGCGAGAUAGUUCAAAUUUAUUUGGCAAAGCAGCUUGUUAUAGGUGGGAAUCUGCUUUCGUUUUUAUUUUUAUCCAAGCUUUACCGCACCUACAACAUAAUAUGUUUAUUUUAUUGUUUUUGGUCACAACUAUAUUUAUAGAAAUGAGUUUAAAAUAUAUUUGUAGUAUAUCGUUUUGUGUUUCAUGAAAGAGUUAGUUAUGAGAGAAAGAUUUUGUUGUGUUACAUCAUUAUUGAAGAGCUAGAUAAACAAACAUUGAGAGAGAAAAAAGAAAAUGGAAGGUGGAAAAGGAAACAAGAGGAGGGGUAGCUAGAGAAUGAAUGAGCAGAGAGAGAGAGAGAGAGAGAGAGAGAGAGAGAGAGAGAGAGAGAGAGAGACAAGGGCAACUGAGAGAUCUUCACCAAAUAAAAUUAUGUUCAUAAUUGGGAUUGACUACUCUUCCCAACAAUGUCAGAAGUAAAACAUUACACAUUUGUAGUACAUAUUAUUAUUAUUAUUAAGUCACAAACAUAAAGGAAAAUUCACUAAUAAAUUCCAUAUCUGCUUCAAACCAGACAUUCAACAUAGUUUUUCUUUUAUUCGUAGGCGCUAUUAGAAAUAUUUUCACGUUAUAUCAGACACUGAUCUUAGCUUCUUCCGUUUACUCUCAUCUCAAAGAACAUGCAUCUCCUUUGGGGUCGAUUUUUUUUGUUGCAGACUUCUGGGACAGACAAGAGGAAAGCAGCAGACUACCGGUAUCUUAGAACUGUUUUUGAAAAGUUCAAGAUUUGUUGUUUACAAUGCACUGUGGACGGAACUCUGUAAAUAUCUGUUCAACGAUCAUAAAGAGGAAAUGAACUAUAUCAUUUAUUAUUAUUGUUUUUAUUAUAUUAUUAUUACUAUUUUUAUUAUUAUUAUUGUUAUUAUUAUAAUUAUAAUUAUUAUUAUAGUAUUAUAAUAUUCAAAUAUCUUCCGCAGUCUACUGGGACAUUGUAUCUCUCUCAGCCCAGGUUGGCCCUGAUGCAGGGUUGAAACAGCCGCCUCCUAAAUUAUCUAAAUCGUGUUGAAAAGGGGAGGAGGUAUAAAUCAUAAUAUGAUUACAAUAAACCUACAAUUGCGUUUUUCACGAAAUAUUUUCGGAUUUAUUGGAAGGCGUAGUCUACAUAAGAAUUUUAAUUUAUUUUUCUCAGUAAGAAGGGGGCCUUGAAGUAUAAAAGGUUGUGAACCCCUGAACUUGCUGGGGCGCGUACGUGGAGUCUACUUGUUAAAUCCUGAUCUUGACCACUUGAUCUCUUUUGUUAUCUUGUAGUUUAUCCUUCUGAAAUGCCUUUCAUCACCAGGUCUACAAACUCAUGCAGUCCUACUGCUUUCUCUCUCAUGUUUGUACAUGUACGUAAUUCUUGUUUCUUUUUUAAAGUAAACCAAUGAUUUUCUCAA